Coniophora puteana RWD-64-598 SS2 is the source of this 879-nucleotide messenger RNA. RefSeq lists its product as uncharacterized. NCBI's taxonomy places the organism in Eukaryota, Fungi, Basidiomycota, Agaricomycetes, Boletales, Coniophoraceae. The record is from RefSeq and is a predicted model, not a curated record. The transcript is spliced from 9 exons. The coding region runs from base 1 to 879 and encodes 292 amino acids.
AUGGCUCUCGGUCUGGUUCCCUACUCUGAAAUGGCGCUUGCAAAAACACAGUACGCGCAGAUUGUGGGUUAUGGCGAUGGUAGAGCUGCUAUGGACCAACAAACUGUCGCCCGCUGCAGUCGUAUACUUUCUGGUACGAUCCUCGCGUUGAGUCCGAUCACAGUGCUGAAACCCGCCUUAGAUGAGAUACUGGGGCAUGGUAUUCUCGCUGCUGACUUCGAGGAGUCUGCUGGCACCUGCUUGAUGACACGCCGUGUCUCCGUCUUAUAUCGCCCGUCAAAAGUAAUAUGCAUACUUCUAUCCAGUCUCUUUGUUAUCGCUCAGGCCACCUCCAUCUUGUCCGUGGGCUUAGUCUCGGUCUCAGGCGCCGCGUACUACCAAACACUAAGUAAAGGCUAUUGCUCUACCGCGAUUCCGAAGGACGACCAACCUUGGAGGUUGUUCUUAGACGUCCUGUGCCCCAUCUUACUGGAAUUUGUUCUGCUUGCCUUAACCCUAAUUCGAUUCGUCACCAAUGCCAAGGCCUCUCGUCGACGGCUCCUGAGGUGGUCUGUGGAUGAUAUCCUUCAUUUGGUGGUCAGGGACAACAUCGUGUAUUUCGUGAUUAUUUUGGCUUGCUUCUUCAUGACCUCGAGAUGGGCACUUCCUCAUGAUGAGGCCAAGCAUUAUACACUCGGCGCGGCGGCCUACAUCGUCGUCUGCAACGCAAGCCAGGUGUUUUCCCUGGUCAUGUGCGGUCCCCGUAUAAUUCUCAACGUGAGGCGGUUUUAUGGUAAUGAGUUUGAGAGUCAUCAUUCCUCAGCGAACGUAGAUCUUGAACUUCAACUUACUACCAUACAGCUGGACAGUGCAUUGGCUGAGAUCAACAGUACUUGUUAA